Molecule: messenger RNA, 1461 nt
Organism: Aspergillus mulundensis
Lineage: Eukaryota; Fungi; Ascomycota; Eurotiomycetes; Eurotiales; Aspergillaceae
Exons: 5
Coding region: 1-1461 (486 amino acids)
Biological process (GO): transmembrane transport
Cellular component (GO): membrane
Molecular function (GO): transmembrane transporter activity
Source: RefSeq, a predicted model, not a curated record
AUGAAGGAACAGUUUGACGUGGACGUCGUUGACGCCGAGAAGAACGGCCUUGCUCUUUCUGACUCGAGCAUUUCUCCCAUUGUAAAGGAUUGGGACGACAAGGAAGAGAAGAAGCUCAAGUUCAAACUCGACACGAUCCUGAUCCCCAUCCUGGGCUUCGCCUUCUUCGCCCUCCAGAUCGACCGAGGGAACAUCAGCGCCGCGCUGACAUCGACCAUCACCGAGGACCUGAACAUCACUACAAACCAGAUCAAUGUGGGCACGCAGUUGUUGUCCGCCGGCAUCGUCAUCAGCGAGAUCCCGUCGAACGUGAUCCUGCAGCGAGUCGGGCCUCAACGGUGGCUGUCUGCUCAGCUCUUUGCCUGGGGGCUGGUGGCUACAUUUCAGUCCUUUAUCCAGUCGUACCCAGCGUAUCUGGUGACAAGGUUUCUGCUUGGUCUGUUGGAGGGUGGCUUCAUCCCCGGAGCGCUCUACUACCUGUCGACAUGGUACAAGAAGGAAGAGACCAGUCUCCGGGUGACGCUCUUCUUCUUCGGGCAGAUGUUCUCCGGUGCGACGUCGAGUUUGAUCUCAGCCGGGCUCCUGACCCUGUCCGGGAAACGCGGUCUUGCUGGCUGGCGGUGGAUUUUCCUCGUCGAGGGCGUAAUCACCCUCUUCAUCGGAAUAGUCUUCAUCCUCUUCGUGCCCCCAAAGGCAGGCGACGGCCGACCGCUCAUCAGCUCCGUCACAGGCCGCUGGAGCUACCUGACGCCACGCGAAUCGCACAUCGCAACCUCGCGCGUCCUCCUCGACGACCCCAAGAAAAGCGCCGGGCACAUCAAGAUCACCGGCCGCGACAUCUGGACCACCGUGCGCCAGCCCCGCAUAAUCCAGCACUUCUUCAUCACGCUGGUCGCCAUGUCCGGGUUCCAGGGGUUGACGCAGUACACGCCCAGCAUGAUCAAGUCGUUCGGCUUCAGCGCCGUGCGGGCAAACGCAUUGGCGUCUGUCCCGGUGUACUGCGGUAUGCUCUGGGUCCUGAUCCUCUCGUAUCUCUCCGACAAGCUCAACCACCGCGGCCCCUUCGUCCUCAUCGCCAUAACAUGGAACGUGAUCUCAUACGCCUGCCUGCGCACCACACCAGCAACAUCAGGCCAAUGGCACAGGUACGGCGUGAUCGCCGCCGCAAAUGUCUCAUACGCGAGCAUGCACGUCCUAAACAUCGGGUGGCUAUCCGUAUACUGCAAGACGCCGCAAGAGCGCAGCGUAGCCAUGGCGCUGGUGGUUAUGGCCGCCAACUGCGCCGGCAUCUCCGGCUCCCAGAUUUUCCGCACAGAGGAUAAACCGCUCUACCUGCAUGGGCUCACGGCCAUCUGUGCCUUGGCUGCGGCGUCGUGGGUGCUGGCACUCGCGUUGAACCUGCAGAGUUAUUUCACGCAUCGGAGGGGAGCAAAGGGGCUUUCAGCGUCAAGGUCGAGUUGA